AUGAGCCCUACGGUUGCAAUCGUCUCCAUCGGAGAGAUGGGUCUGGGCAUGGCCCGCCUUCUCAAAGCCCACGACUACCGCGUAGUCACGGUCGCAGAAGGAAGAAGCGAACAUACCCUCGCGCGAAUCAGCUCCGCAGGCAUCGAGAUCCUCCCCUCUGACGAAGACCUAGUAAUCCAAGCCAACUACAUCCUCUCCAUAGUACCACCGAAGAACGCCAAGGCGACGGCGCAACGCAUAGCUAAAGCAUAUGCAUACGUCUCGACACAGACCGAAGAGGCGAAUCGGGAAGUGCACCGGCCUAGACGCACCGAACUAUACUACCUCGAGCUCAACGCCGUGCCGGCGCGCAUGGCGGAGGAGAUGGCAAGCCUGUUCGCAGACGCCAACGAAAACUCAGACGAUCUAACCAGGCCGGAUAAGCCGGACAAGUCCGGCCAGUGCCACUUCCUCGAUGGCGGGAUCAUAGGCGGGUCGCCGCAAAGCACGCAAGAUGGGGCGUGGACAAAGCCUAGCGUGGUGCUUUCGGGUGCGGUGGAUCUGGCUCCUGCGCUGCAAGCACUGGCAGAUGUCUUGAAUAUGAAGCUUGUCUCGGCGCAGAUUGGAGCGGCGAAAACGCUCAAGCUCUCCUUUAGCGCGCUAACCAAAGGACUAACUGCCCUGUCGAUUCUGUCCUUCUCCACUGCGCAGAAGGCGGCGCUGCUUCCGCCGCUCUUGGCGCUGUUGGAGGAACAUUCUCCGCGAACGGCGGCUUUGGCGACUCACGGGGUUAUUGGGAUGAGUCCCAAGGCGUACCGGUGGGAGGAUGAGAUGCGUGGGAUUGGGGAGAUGUUGGAGAGUGUGGGUGGAUGGGAUGUUGGGGGAUCGAUUUAUGGAGGCAUCGCGGAAGUGUAUCGGACUAUUGCGGAGGAUACGAUUUUAGGUCAGGAACGAGUUGAGCAUCGUGUGCGCGGUGUGACAGUCGACGAUGCCGCUCGGAUCAUUGCUUCACGGGAAGCGGAUAUGUCAUAG
Messenger RNA from Penicillium arizonense, 1011 nucleotides. RefSeq lists its product as uncharacterized. Lineage: Eukaryota; Fungi; Ascomycota; Eurotiomycetes; Eurotiales; Aspergillaceae. The record is from RefSeq and is a predicted model, not a curated record. Gene Ontology annotation, molecular function: oxidoreductase activity. The transcript is spliced from 2 exons. The coding region runs from base 1 to 1011 and encodes 336 amino acids.